CCGGUGUAGCGACAUCGGCGACCCAGUCGCGCUCCGAAAGCGCAGCUCGUCGCAAGCUUCGCGCGCCGAUUUUCCAAACUAUCAUCAUUAACGUCUGCUAAUCACCUUCAAAAUAUUCAAAAACACGCAUUUCUUGUACUCAUUAGUCAAUAGCUUUCACAGCGAAUCAUAAAUACUAGAUAAACAGCGCGUGUGUGUACAGUGCGCAAAAAAACUUGAAGCAACACUGAGCAAACAACAAACACGACCGUUUGAUUUUUGUUAGUUUUAGCAAUGUUGUCAAAAUUCCGUGGAUUUUCACGGCUUGCGCAGCAAGGCACACGAUGCGCAAGCUCCAAACAAGUUUAUGCAAAAGAAGAGAAAUAUGUCGCGCAUAAUUAUCAUCCACUUCCUGUGGCGUUAUCCCGCGGUGAAGGUGUCUACGUGUGGGACGUCGAAGGUCGCAAAUACCUUGAUUAUUUAUCGGGUUAUUCAGCGAAUAAUUUCGGCCAUUGUCAUCCUCGCAUCGUGGACACACUCAAAACCCAAGCCGGAACACUCCAUCACACCUCCCGUGCAUUUUACUCUGACGUCCUUGGAGAAUACGCCGAGAAACUAACCAAACUUUUCGGUUAUGACCGAAUGUUACCAAUGAACACCGGAGUGGAGGCGGAUGACACCGCGUGUAAACUCGCACGUAAAUGGGGUUAUACCAAGAAAGGCAUCGCUGAAAACUCCGCGCAGAUAAUCUUCUGCAGUGAAAACUUUUGGGGGCGCUCCCUGGCGGCCAUUUCCGCAAGCACAGAUCCGUUGAGUUUUGAAAAUUACGGACCGUUUAUGCCUGGAUUCUCCUGUGUGCCUUAUAAUAAUCUCCAGGCGUUGGAUAAAGCGUUACAGGAUGCUACAGUAUGCGCGUUUAUGGUUGAGCCUAUUCAGGGAGAGGCAGGGAUUAUUAUUCCGGAUGAAGGUUAUUUGAAGGGCGUGCGGAAGUUAUGUAACAAGCAUAAUGUGUUGUGGAUCGCGGAUGAGAUACAAACUGGGCUUGGAAGGACAGGAAUGAGGAUAGCAUGUGAUUAUGAAGCUGUCAAACCGGAUAUUUUGGUUCUUGGCAAGGCGUUAGGAGGCGGGGUGUAUCCGGUAUCUGCUUGUUUAGCCAAUGACGAGGUUAUGUUGGUUAUGGAGCCAGGAACUCAUGGAUCAACCUUCGGUGGUAAUCCUCUGGGGUCUAAAGUUGCAAUGGCGGCGCUGGAUGUCCUUGAAGAAGAAAAACUCGCGGAGAAUGCGCAGAAACUCGGCGCGAUGUUCCGCCGUGAGUUAAAUAAUGCGAUUGAUAAGAAAAUAGCCAUUGAAGUGCGUGGGAAAGGCCUUAUGAAUGCUGUUGUUAUUAAUAGAAAUUAUGCUGAAGCAUGGGAUGUGUGCCUUAAGUUGAAAGAUAAUGGGCUUAUUGCGAAGCACACACAUGAAGAUACCAUUCGUUUUUCACCGCCGUUGAUCAUUAAUGAACAGCAAAUGAAGCAAUCGAUUGAUAUUAUCGUCAAGACGAUUGCAGAGUUUAGUAAAUAGACUAUUAUUAUAUACUUACUAUGACAGCAACACUAAAGUUUUGUAUUUUUAAGCGUUUUAAACGUUUUGUUAUAUUUUAUGAAUAAACAUUUUAUAUGAAAA
Messenger RNA from Dalotia coriaria, 1644 nucleotides. Its product is annotated as ornithine aminotransferase, mitochondrial-like. The transcript has 5 exons. The coding region runs from base 274 to 1542 and encodes 422 amino acids. Gene Ontology annotation, molecular function: identical protein binding; pyridoxal phosphate binding; L-ornithine transaminase activity. The record is from RefSeq and is a predicted model, not a curated record. Gene Ontology annotation, cellular component: cytoplasm. NCBI's taxonomy places the organism in Eukaryota, Metazoa, Arthropoda, Insecta, Coleoptera, Staphylinidae.